AUGCAGUUUGCUCUACCCCCUCGGAGGAGUCCUCAUACUUCUUCCCACACCCGCUCCUCCAAGCUUUCUUUACAACGCAAGAAACAGCUCAAGGCCGCUGCAAUUCUAGGCUUUGCUAUCCUCACCUUCUUCUUCCUUUUAUCACACUUCUCCCAUUCGAGUACAGCGUCGAUAUCUGCCACCUCGGGGGCUUCAAGCAUUGUCAUUGUGACGGUUCUAGAUCGGGCCCGUUUCAGCGAUAACUACAUCCAGAAGAUCAUCAAGAACAGAGAGCAUUAUGCUAGUCGACAUGGCUAUACGAAUUUCUUUGCAACUCUGUCUGAUUACGAAUCCGCGCUGGACAACGCCCCACGGAGCUGGGCAAUAGUCCCAGCGAUGCGCCAUGCAAUGGCAUCGCACCCUCAUUCAGCUUAUUUCUUCCACCUCGAUGCUCAUACCCUGAUCAUGAACCCUAGAAAACCGUUAGAGUCUCAUAUUCUCGACAAGAAUCGCCUUCAAUCGUUGAUGCUUAAGGACGUUCCCGUUGUGCCGCCGGAUAGCAUCAUCAAGACCUUCUCGCACCUGAAGCCAGAGGAUGUCGACCUAAUAAUCAGCAGGGAUAACGAGGACUUGAACCCCGGAAGCUUUGUGCUUCGACAGGGCGACUUUGCGCGAUUCUUCCUUGAUAUGUGGUUUGAUCCUCUGUAUCGGAAGUACAACUUUCAGAAAGCGGAGAUGCACGCUUUGGAUCAUAUAGUGCAAUGGCAUCCGACUGUCCUCGCGAGAAUGGCGCUUGUUCCUCAACGAAGCAUUAAUGCUUACAGCAAAGAUUCCCCUGCUGCUUCGGCCGACGGCACUUACAAGGACGGAGAUUUGAUUAUUCGGUUUUUUGGAUGCGAUUCCGAUCCUAAGCGCAGUUGUGAGCAAGAGAUGGAACCGUACUACAACCUGUGGGCGAAGAAGUUGAAGAGUACAUAA
Aspergillus fischeri NRRL 181 is the source of this 957-nucleotide messenger RNA. RefSeq names its product putative alpha-1,6-mannosyltransferase subunit. Gene Ontology annotation, molecular function: alpha-1,6-mannosyltransferase activity. The transcript has 3 exons. The coding region runs from base 1 to 957 and encodes 318 amino acids. NCBI's taxonomy places the organism in Eukaryota, Fungi, Ascomycota, Eurotiomycetes, Eurotiales, Aspergillaceae. The record is from RefSeq and is a predicted model, not a curated record. Gene Ontology annotation, cellular component: Golgi membrane; mannan polymerase complex. Gene Ontology annotation, biological process: protein N-linked glycosylation.